Molecule: messenger RNA, 1455 nt
Organism: Paramecium tetraurelia
Lineage: Eukaryota; Ciliophora; Oligohymenophorea; Peniculida; Parameciidae
Exons: 3
Biological process (GO): response to endoplasmic reticulum stress; protein folding
Cellular component (GO): endoplasmic reticulum
Molecular function (GO): protein disulfide isomerase activity
Source: RefSeq, a predicted model, not a curated record
AUGAAAUUAAGCCUAAUAUUCUGUUUCAUUGCUUUAAUCUUAGCAUAAGACCCGACAGAAGCACCAGCAUAAGAGGAGAAUCCAUAAACUGUUGAGCCACCCUAGCCAGUGGUAUAGCCAAUAACUGCUUUGCCCACUAACAUUGACACUUUGAUAUCAGGCCAUCCUUUGAUUUUAAUUGAAUUUUAUGCAUCUUGGUGUGCUCCAUGCAAAUAAUUUGCUCCUGAAUAUCAACAACUUACCGAUAAGGCAUCUAAGCACUCUAUUGCUUGUGCUGCUUACGAUUCACAGAGAGACCCAGAUAGAUAUGCUCUUGAAAAAUUCAAAAUCUCAUCUUUCCCCACUUUCAUCUUUUUCAUUGAUGGUAAGCCUUUUCAAUUUACUGGGUAAAGAAGUGCUGAUUCCAUACUUUAAUGGAUGUUAUAGUUGGUCAAUGGGCCAAAUCCCACCGAGAUCUUGACAUAAGAUCAAUUCAAUCAAUUUUUGAAUGACAAUGAUGUUGUACUCUUCUAUUAAGGAUCAGAAAACAAUAUCAACGAUCCUAAUUAUUGGACCUUCUUCGAGAUGAGUAAGACAAAUUCAGAUGCCGCAUUUGCCUUCUCAUAUCUUUUCCCCAUUGGUAAACCAGGAAGAUUGUAUUAUUAUUCAAAAGAAAUCUCAGAGAAAAAGCAAUUCAAUCAAGCAUUCACAAAACAAAAUAUUGAAAGAUUUUUAUUACAAAAUUAAUUGCCUGAUGUACCAUAAUUAAAUGAGUAAUCAGAAAAACUCGUUUAUUCUGGAGCUACUCCUGCCUUUAUUUUAUUCAGCAGUUUAGAUGAGUAAUCCAUCAAAGCUGAAAAAGCAUUCCUUGAAACAGCCUAAUUGUUUAAGAAGACAUAUCAAUUUUCAUUCGCAAAAAUCACCGAUGAAAAAUUUUUCGAUUAAUUGAAUUAACUUGGAGCAGAUGACAAUGUGUUCCCCAAGAUCAUAGCUUGGAAUUAAGGAUUAAAAUACAAAUACAAUGGACCCGACUUUACUGUCAAAGGAAUCAAGAACUUCAUUUUUGAUUUCAGAUAAGGCAAAAUUGAGAAAUUCAUCAAAUCUGAACCAGUCCCUGAUUACACUUAAGAGAACACUUAUAAAGUUGUAGCAUUGAAUUAUGAGGAAGAAGUUAUCAAAAGCAAGAAGGAUGUUUUACUUGAAUUCUAUGCUACAUGGUGUGGACAUUGCAAACAAUUUAAACCACUCUAUGAUCAAAUUGCUUAUGAAUUGAGAGAUAAUCCUAACAUCGUCGUAGCUCAAAUAAAUGCUCCUGACAAUGAAAUUUCUGACGUUUAUCAACCUCAUUCCUAUCCAGAUGUUGUGUUGUUUAGAGCUGCCGAUAAAUAGAGAAAGGCUAUUCCUUGGAAAGGAGAUAGUAGAACUGUGGAAUCAGUUUUAGAGUUUGUUAGAAAUAAUACAAUUGUUACAAAAUGA